Molecule: messenger RNA, 5887 nt
Organism: Parus major (Great Tit)
Lineage: Eukaryota; Metazoa; Chordata; Aves; Passeriformes; Paridae
Gene: AP3B1
Product: adaptor related protein complex 3 subunit beta 1
Exons: 23
Coding region: 13-2682 (889 amino acids)
Biological process (GO): anterograde synaptic vesicle transport; intracellular protein transport; vesicle-mediated transport
Cellular component (GO): membrane coat; AP-3 adaptor complex
Source: RefSeq, a predicted model, not a curated record
UCACUUAAAAGAAUGGAACAAAACUCCACAAUGCUGGGCAAAAUAAUUGAGGUGUCUUGCACUAUUAAGUCUGCUCUUAAAGGCAAAAACUUUGAUGUUACACUGAAACCAUAUCUAACUGUAGAAGAAAAAAGGCUUGCUGCUGCUGCUGAUCCAUGUGGAUGUAUGGAGCAAUAUUUUACUCUAAAUGAAGACCUAAAACAGAUGUUGGAAAGCAGUAAAGAUUCUGCAAAGCUGGAUGCUAUGAAAAGGAUUGUUGGGAUGAUUGCAAAGGGAAAAAAUGCUUCUGAGCUGUUUCCUGCUGUUGUGAAGAAUGUUGCCAGUAAAAAUAUUGAGAUAAAAAAGCUUGUGUACGUUUAUCUGAUGCGCUAUGCAGAGGAGCAGCAAGAUCUAGCAUUAUUGUCCAUCAGUACUUUCCAGCGUGCUUUAAAAGAUCCUAAUCAGUUAAUCCGUGCAAGUGCUUUAAGAGUUUUAUCCAGUAUACGUGUCCCAAUUAUUGUUCCUAUUAUGAUGCUUGCUAUUAAGGAAGCUUCUUCUGAUUUAUCUCCUUAUGUGAGAAAGAAUGCAGCCCAUGCCAUCCAAAAACUGUACAGUCUUGACCCAGACCAAAAGGAAAUGCUGAUUGAAGUGAUAGAAAAGCUUUUAAAGGAUAGAAGUACGCUGGUAGCUGGGAGUGUGGUAAUGGCAUUUGAGGAAGUGUGUCCAGAUAGAAUAGAUCUGAUUCACAAGAACUACCGAAAGCUCUGUAACUUGCUGGUUGAUGUGGAAGAGUGGGGUCAAGUUGUCAUUAUCCACAUGUUAACUCGGUAUGCACGCACUCAGUUUGUAAGUCCAUGGAAGGUUGAUGAAGUGGUGGAUGAAUAUAGUGAAAAUAAUUUCUAUGAAUCUGAUGAAGAACAGAAAGAGAAGGAUCAGAAAUUGAAAACCACCUAUACUAUGGACCCAGAUCACAGGCUGCUGUUACGAAAUACAAAGCCUCUGCUUCAAAGCCGAAAUGCUGCUGUGGUAAUGGCAGUUGCACAGCUUUACUGGCAUUUGGCACCAAAAUCUGAAGCUGGUAUUGUUUCUAAGUCAUUGGUGCGUUUACUCCGUAGUAACAGGGAGGUACAGUAUAUUGUCCUGCAAAAUAUUGCCACUAUGUCAAUUCAAAGAAAGGGCAUGUUUGAACCUUAUCUGAAGAGUUUCUAUGUUAGAUCAACUGAUCCAACUAUGAUCAAAACACUCAAGCUUGAAAUCUUGACAAAUUUAGCAAAUGAGGCCAACAUAUCAACUCUGCUUCGAGAAUUUCAGACUUACGUGAAAAGCCAAGAUAAGCAGUUUGCUGCAGCUACAAUUCAGGCUAUAGGCAGAUGCGCAACUAACAUCACUGAAGUGACUGACACCUGCCUUAACGGCCUCGUCUGUUUGCUGUCCAACAGGGAUGAAAUCGUAGUUGCUGAAAGUGUUGUUGUCAUUAAGAAACUGCUGCAAACCCAGCCGGCACACCAUGGUGAAAUUAUUAAGCAUAUGGCCAAACUCUUGGAUAACAUUACAGUUCCAGUUGCCAGAGCCAGCAUUCUCUGGCUCAUUGGUGAGUACUGUGAACGGGUUCCAAAGAUCGCACCUGAUGUUCUGAGAAAGACAGCCAAGAGCUUCACAAAUGAAGAUGACCUUGUAAAGUUGCAAAUCUUAAAUUUGGGUGCAAAACUCUAUUUAACAAAUUCAAAGCAGACAAAAUUGCUUACCCAGUAUGUAUUAAAUCUCGGCAAGUAUGAUCAAAGCUACGACAUCAGAGACCGUACAAGAUUUAUUAGGCAGCUUAUUGUUCCGAAUGAGAAGAGUGGAGCUUUAAGCAAAUAUGCCAAAAAAAUAUUUCUGGCACAGAAACCUGCCCCAUUGCUUGAGUCUCCUUUUAAAGAUCGGGAUCAUUUCCAGCUUGGCACCUUGUCUCACACACUGAACAGCCGAGCCACUGGGUACCUGGAGCUGUCCGACUGGCCAGAGGUGGCACCUGACCCCUCCGUCCGAAAUGUUGAUGUGGCUGAGUCGGCAAAGGAAUGGACUGGAAUUCUAGGCAAACCAAAGAAGGAGAAACCUACUGAAAAAUUCUACUCUGAAUCAGAAGAGGAGGAAGAUGAGUCUGCCAGUACCAGUUCAUCAGGGAGUGGGUCUGACAGUGAAAGUGAGAAAGAAGAUAAAGAGGAAGGCAGCACUGAUGAGAGUAGUGGGAGUUCCUCUCCCAGUGAGGAAUCAACUGACAGUGAAUCAGACAGCAAAGAAAGUGCUGCUAAGAAAACAUGUAGAGCUGUCAAUGAAAGUGAUUCAGAGGAUAUUAAAAAGAAAGCAGAGGGAAUUUCCAAAAAGAGAAGUACAUCCAGUUCCUCUGAUACAGAGUACACUUCAUCAGAAGAAUGUUCUUCAGGCUCCAAGUCAGAAUCUGACUCUAAAAGCGACUCUGAGUCUGGAAAAUCUAGAAAUGCUUCCUCUAAUAAGAAAGAAGAAAAACCAAUACAAGAUAGAAAAACUCCAAAAAAACAAGACAUGUUUCUGUUAGAUUUAGAUGAUUUUUGUCCUGUAACAACUCCUGUGGCAGUUCCUAAAACAGCAGUUUUGUCCCCGAGUUUAGCAGCAGACCUGGAGGGAUUAAGUCUGUCCAGUUCAUCAGUCAUUGAUUGGUAUAACAUAAGCUACAUGUCCUUGUGAAAAUGGAUGGAAGUGACCAGACAAAAUACCAACAAAAACAACAGCUGCAGUUAUUCUUUGAUUGCAUGCUACAGUCACCUACCUCUUUGCCAUCCUUUAUGGCUUUAACAGUUCAAAACACAAGUUGUCAUAUGUUUGCCUGGCUCUGGAUUAGCUAAAGAAUUACUCUGGUGUCUUUGCUUUACUUCAAAAUUGCCACCUUUGAGCAUAAAUUAGAGAUAGCAAUCUGUAGUGCCAGAGGCUUAGGUGCCCUUGCUUGCCAAUGUCUUUAUUUUUUCAUUGUCUACAGUACAUGAACAUAUAUUCCACUCCCAUAUUCAUCCUUGCUUUUGUCAUAAUUGUCACUGUUCAUUUGCUAAACUGUUUCUCCCCGUUCUUCUGAAGACAACUACAAAGAAAUAGAGCUGUUAGAUAAAGAUAGCUAGAAGAUGUAGGCUGAAGAGUAGUUGUGUUCUGUAUGACGACCGUGCAAAAUGCCUCAUUAAAACUGAGGUCUGGUAACCAGCAAAGAAGCUGGAGCUUUUCCUCAUUCUCUCCGCUUUGGAAGGAACCCAGAUCAUGUAAGAAUUAAUUGUUUCUGCCUGGAUAAUGAUUACAUAUUUUCAUCUGUAUUCAGUUUUCAGAUCUAGGCUCAGCUCUCAUUGCCACUGAUAGUUGCAGAUGUACAUGAGGUCCUUUGCUGAGUUUUCUACAUCAGGGAGCAACAGAAAUUAAAUGCUAAGUUUAAAACUCAUUCUUUCAAAUUAUAUCGAUAUGGUUUAAAAAGUCUUACUUGUGUGCAAGUAGUUAGAUAACUAUAAUCCCAUGUUUUUCAUCACCAUCAGGUAAUUUUCUAAAAAUAAAGAUAGAAAACUAGCAUGUAAGACUUUAUGUGGGAAUGUGCCUUUUCAAAUUGUAUUUUGAAUUUAAUCUGUGAUGGCUAAUUAUAAAAAUACUUCAGAAAAUUUCUUCUGCCUUCAGUGGGAGAGAAAGUGAAUAUAACUGCACGGCACAUGCCAAACUAAUAGUGAGAAAUUUAUUUAUUACUAGGCAAUGGAAAGCUUGGAGUAAAAAUAGAGAAGUACAAUAUCAAAGAAAUGUAGCAGCCACUUUUCUUGAAAUAAGUCAGUCUAUUAUUCAAAUCAUUCAGCACUGUAAUUGGAUACAGCUUUUUGAAAAAUUUUAACUUCCAAAUUCAUAGCUGCUGAAUGUUAUAGAAAGCAUAAAUACAAGAAUAGUUUUGCAUUAUGGCAAAACCUACAAAACCAAAAUAUUUCUGAAUAGAAACUGCACAGUCUAAUGCUUUGUCCUGUGGCUCAUUUGUUUUUAUCAUCAUGUUUACAUACAGUACAUUUCCCCCUCAUAUAAAUGCAUGCAUGCAUAUUAUAGUUUGUUCCAGGAAAAACAAAAUUCUCUUGUAAUUCAUGGAUAACCUUCUUCCAACUGAAUGUAAAAUAUACUAAAUCUGUGUGUAUGCUUUUGCCUUGGUACAUGUGGUUCAUCUUCAGUUUUAAGUGAAUCAGGUAACUGAGGUCACUGGAGGCUUCUGUAGGGAUUGUCAUGGUAUGCAGACAGGUGACAGCAAAACUAAGUGCUUGAGGAAACUGCAGUUGGUGUUGAUUGAGUUUCAGAUGGAUAAUUUGCAGUUUUGAAAAAUACGUGAAACAAAUGAAAAACUGGAGGCGAGAGAAAACUGCAAGCUGUCAGUUUGAAGCACUUACUGGAAAACACUGGAAGUGGGUGUUGUCCCCAAAAGGCAGGAGUUAUAAAGUGAAAAAGGAGGAAUUGAAAGCAAAGCUCAUGACUGACUUAAGGACAGGGAGGAUUAUAAUCUGCUACAAUAAUUAAUAUUUUGAGCAGAAAUGGCAAGAGGAGAGAGAGGAGAGCUACAGUAACAGAGAAGCCUCUAGUAAUAGAGAGAAAACGGGAGUGAUCUGUUCCUACCUGUCACACAGCUGAUGAGAAAAAAAAGCGCUAAACCACCUGUUCUUUUCUCAUUAGGAUUUUAGAUGGUAAAAAUGGACUAGCAACUAUUCUCCUAAAUGUGGAGACCUCUGAGUAUGCUGCAUAGGAUAAUUAACUGGUAAAAAUGACACAUGCUUUUAUGAAUAAAAUUAGAGAGAAGGAAUUAUUUCUUUGGUAGCAAGAAACCUGUUAUGGUUCGGAACAGUGUUGGUGCAAGGGAGAGCUGGCAGGUCUUUAUGAGCUCUGGUGAGAAAAGAAGUUGGAUGAGGAGAAAAGUGUGUGGCUGUAUCGUCUGAGUUGAGUAGUAUUUGAGGGGAGAAGGUUGUUUCCCUGCCCCAUAUAGAAUAGCCUGGGGAAAAGGUCAGGGGUCAUUAGGAAAAUAUCACAAAAAAUGCAUGUACCAAAUGGGGGGAAGACUCUUGUAGUAGUAGAAAGGUGCUUAUAAAAAUAUUUAUUGCAGCAAUUCAGACUAGGUAUCAAUUACACUGCAUUUCAUGUAUGUAAGUAGCAAGGAAUUAAGAUAUACUUGUAGAAGUGGUACUGCUUUACUUACUAAGGUUUUAUAUAAUAUGUUCAGUGCUUUUUCAUGAUAGUUGUUGCUACCAAUGGUAUAUGUUAUUGUUCCCGACUACUUGGCCUUCCAGAGAAACUAUUUAGGAAGGGAGGAGUAAAUCAUCUUAUUUUCUCUUUUGUAUCUUCUGAAGAACUUUUGACCAAUCUACACUUUGAGAACUUCUUUGGAGUGGUGAUGCACAAAGAAUAAAUGAUAGCUUUUGUUAGAAGUCAAGGUCAAGCUGCAGACCUGUCAAAUCAGGUGAUAAAUACAUUUAUUUUUAAAUUGAGUAAAGACUUAGAGAAUUCCUUGAGAAAUAAUAAACAUGAACUCCCUCAGUAUUUAACUAAAGGUAUUUUCAGACUAGGAGAAACCUUAAGUUGUAUUUUAUGUCUAAGUUGUUGACAUAGUCUUUAGAGGUGAAGACUCUUAUAAUUUAGUUGGCUUUGUCCAUUCAGGCUAUUUGUAAUUCCUCUAUAACAAAUCUUAAGACUGACUCUGAAGCAUCUGUUUGAAGCAUCUCUGCUUAGAAGUACUGGGAACACAAAGGCUGCAAUAAUGGGUUAUAUAAUGGCUCUAGUCUGGUAUGCAGUUUGCAAGAAAGGUUAGCAUAAGAUGUUUUAAGAAUUUUCAAAAUCCUACAGUAGAGAAAUAAAUAGUAGCUCUUGCAAAUAGUUAUUGGCAUGCACUUAACUAUAUGAUUUUUUU